UCCUUGAAGGAAGCAGACCCGUAUCAUUUAAUACAACACACUCACCCAUACAUUGCUCUUUCUAAUUUUUUCUCGAGAUCCAAGCACCUGCACCGUGCGGGCUCAAGUUCAGGGAUCACGUCCUGAGCUCGAAGGUCUCUUCGUUCAUUUCAUUUUCAGGCUCAAGUUCAGUGAACCAAACAGCAAACAGAGUAUCUUCAUUUUCAGGCAAUAAAAAAAUGGAAUCUCUUGGCGCCUUACAGACGUCUAGUAAUACUCUUUUCCGGAAGCAAUUUAGAUUCCCUCCCUGUACUGCUUUACCUCAUAUUACUUUCUUGAACCGGAGGAAUCCUUUUCCUUACCGAGAUUGGGACCGAGUAACUAGUUCGCGGAGACGUUCGCUUUGGGUGGUUACUGGUAUUUCUGCUCCAGAAAUGAGAGAGGAAGAGAAGAAGAAGAUGAAAAGGAAAUCGAAGUCGGUUGGGGAAAAAGUGCAGUUGAACAUUAGGCUGGACCACCAAGUUGAGUUUGGUGAGAGGGUUGUGAUUUUGGGGUCGUCCAAGGAAUUGGGAUCAUGGAAAAAGGAGGUGCCAAUGGAUUGGACAGAGAGUGGAUGGGCGUGCAACCUUCAGUUGAAAGGGGGAGAAUCCAUUGAGUGUAAGUUUGUCAUUGUGACAAGGGAUGAAGCUAUGAUAUGGGAAGGUGGUGACAACCGUGUCCUGAAGGUACCGAAGGGGGGGAACUUUGGAUUGAUUUGUCACUGGAAUGCAACAUCGGAGGCUAUGGAGUUGUUGCCUUUGGUUUCUGAAGAAGAAGUGGAGGAUCUAGUUGGCAAUGAUGAAAAUGGAUCUGCAGAAGCUGCGGCUAGUCUUACAGAGGUGGAGACAAGUCCUUUUGUUGGGCAAUGGCAAGGAAAGGCUGUCUCAUUCAUGCGUUCAAAGGAGCAUAGAAAUAGAGAAUCUGAAAGGAAAUGGGAUACUACAGGUCUUGAAGGUUUAGCUCUAAAGUUAGUUGAGGGUGAUCGUAGCGCAAGAAAUUGGUGGAGAAAGCUUGAAGUCAUACGCGAGCUAAUAGUUGGCAGUCCUCAAGGUGAAGAGCGGUUGGAGGCAUUGACAUACUCUGCUAUUUACUUGAAGUGGAUAAACACAGGGCAGAUUCCUUGUUUCGAAGAUGGAGGCCAUCAUCGACCAAACAGGCAUGCUGAAAUUUCUAGACUUAUCUUCCGUGAACUGGAAAAAAUUUCCUGCAGGAAAGAUCCUUCACUUCUGGAAAUACUUGUUGUUCGCAACAUCCAUCCUUCUUUGCCAUCUUUUAAGGCAGAAUUUACUGCAUCUGUUCCUCUAACUCGAAUAAGAGACAUUGCCCAUCGGAAUGAUAUUCCACAUGACCUCAAGCAAGAGAUCAAACAUACAAUACAAAACAAGCUUCAUAGAAAUGCUGGUCCAGAAGAUUUAGUUGCUACGGAAGCAAUGCUCGCAAGAAUCACUAAGAAUCCUGGAGAUUAUAGUGAAGCAUUUGUGGAGCAGUUCAAGAUAUUUCACAGUGAACUCAAGGACUUCUUCAAUGCUGGAAGCUAACUGAACAACUUGAAUCUGUUAGAGAAUCUUUAGAUGAAAGGGGCAUGUCCACUCUAUCACUGUUUCUGGAAUGCAAAAA
This is a messenger RNA of Carica papaya (papaya), 1635 nucleotides long. NCBI's taxonomy places the organism in Eukaryota, Viridiplantae, Streptophyta, Magnoliopsida, Brassicales, Caricaceae. The record is from RefSeq and is a predicted model, not a curated record.